AUGACUUACAAACCAAGCACUACAAUUGUGUUGGCACUCCUGCUGUCUCUGUCUGUGGCUGUCCUGGGGAGUGCUUUGCCCCAUCCAACCCAAUUUCCAUGUCCAAGAAGGACCUUUUCUACUCAGAACACAAGAUAUCCCGUUGCCAAGUCAAGUCGAGAUGAUGUGCUCGGCAACGACGACAACAAGGAAAAUUCUCAAGAGGAUGGCGUAGCAGAUCCCAAAGAGACGAUCCGGGGAGGCGCUUCUACAGUUUCUCUGCCUGCCAAACCGCCAGCUGAUCCUACCUUUGGAGAUAUUCGGAAAUUUGCUCUGCCCUGCUUGGCAUUGUGGGUAUCUGGACCGCUCCUUUCACUUGUGGACACAAGCUUUGUUGGUCUCUCUGGGUCAGCAGCUGAAUCUGCAAAGCAAUUGGCUGCAUUGGGGCCUGCCACAACCUUUUUGAUGGUGCUACCUACUUGUUUGCCUUUCUAA
This is a messenger RNA of Seminavis robusta, 474 nucleotides long. NCBI's taxonomy places the organism in Eukaryota, Bacillariophyta, Bacillariophyceae, Naviculales, Naviculaceae. The record is from the annotation of a GenBank genome assembly.